GCAUUUUAGUUCUGCUAUCUGACAACUUGUUCAUAGUCAGUUUUAUCCUGAAGGAUUAUCACCAUUAAUCAAAUUAAUAGCUAUUGAAUAACCAACCAUCAUGAAGUCGUGCGCUGUCUUUCUGCUUUGCAUGUUUAUGUCCAUGGUUCUUUCCAUUUCGGCGGAAGAAUUAUCAGUAAAUGAUGCUGAAAAUCUUGGAGAUAAAUUUAAUCUCGGUGAUGUACCCGAUUUGAAGGACAUGGACGAAUUAAAAGAAGAAAAACAAGAGGAAAUAGAUGAACAAAAAUCCAAGGAAAGUGAUCAAAAAGUCAAUGAAUUGCUUAAAGAAGCUAAAAGAAUAGAAAAAGAGAUUGAAUCUUUAAAUAGACAGCUCGAUAAUGAAGUAAAGGAUGCGAAGGACCUUUCAGAAACAAAAAGCAAUCUUGAGAAUGAGAAAAAUGGAAUGAGUUCACUCUCUGAGGAGGCAUUGGAAGAUAAGGAAAUGUCUGAUGAAUCAGAUAAAAGUCCUGAAUACGAGUAAAAUUUUCAGGAGAAAGAAACUUUCUAACAAAGUGUAAGGAUAAUGAUUAAGGUUAUAGACAUCCUUUCAAGUAUUUUACAUUAAAUUCAGUGAUAAUAUUCAUUAGCUACAAAAGCUUAAAUUCAUGAUUUCACUACCGUAGCUUUGGACAUUAGUAGCCUUUUAGUUUUUCUUAAUUUAGCUUUAGACUUGAGACGUCUUGCUCUAAUCAGUGAACAACAAUGCUUGUAAAAUUCAAUGAACAACUUUAGCUAAGUAUUUUCUACUGGUCAAAAUAUGAUUUGGAAGAAAAAUUUUCAACGGAAUUUUAUUGAAUUAUGUUUAUGAUUGUAAUAGAAAUUAAUUGGAACAAUGACAGCAAAUGUAGCA
Molecule: messenger RNA, 889 nt
Organism: Trichoplax adhaerens
Lineage: Eukaryota; Metazoa; Placozoa; Uniplacotomia; Trichoplacea; Trichoplacidae
Exons: 2
Coding region: 101-520 (139 amino acids)
Source: RefSeq, a predicted model, not a curated record